Chaetura pelagica (chimney swift) is the source of this 1742-nucleotide messenger RNA. RefSeq names its product T-box 15 (gene TBX15). NCBI's taxonomy places the organism in Eukaryota, Metazoa, Chordata, Aves, Apodiformes, Apodidae. Gene Ontology annotation, molecular function: RNA polymerase II cis-regulatory region sequence-specific DNA binding; DNA-binding transcription factor activity, RNA polymerase II-specific. Gene Ontology annotation, biological process: positive regulation of DNA-templated transcription; regulation of transcription by RNA polymerase II; cell fate specification. Bases 1 to 1734 code for a protein of 577 amino acids. The transcript is spliced from 9 exons. The record is from RefSeq and is a predicted model, not a curated record. Gene Ontology annotation, cellular component: nucleus.
AUGAGCGAGAGACGAAGAUCGGCCGUGGCCCUCAGCUCCCGAGCACACGCUUUCUCGGUAGAAGCCUUGAUUGGGACGAAUAAAAAGAGGAAACUGCGAGACUGGGAGGACAAGGGUCUGGAUUUGUCCAUGGAAAGCCUCAGCCCCAACGGCCAGCUAGGGGACAAUGAAGACCCGACUCAGUGCCUGGACCUCAACCCCGACUCAGAGCAGAGCACUGGGUCAGACACAGAGGUGCUGGCAGAAAGGACGUCCUGCUCAUUUGGCUCCCAUUCCGACCUUACAUCUGGUGGCUCAGGCCCUCAACCUCCUCCACCUUCAUCCAUGGAAGAGAUCCAGGUAGAGCUGCAGUGUGCUGACCUCUGGAAAAGAUUUCAUGACAUUGGGACAGAGAUGAUCAUCACGAAAGCAGGCAGGAGAAUGUUUCCAGCCAUGAGAGUGAAAAUUACAGGCUUGGAUCCCCACCAGCAGUAUUAUAUUGCCAUGGACAUUGUGCCUGUGGAUAACAAGAGAUACAGGUAUGUGUAUCACAGUUCCAAGUGGAUGGUGGCUGGUAAUGCUGACUCCCCAGUGCCCCCAAGGGUUUACAUCCAUCCUGACUCGCUGGCUUCUGGAGACACCUGGAUGAGGCAGGUGGUCAGUUUUGACAAGCUCAAGCUGACCAACAACGAGCUUGAUGAUCAAGGCCACAUUAUUUUACAUUCAAUGCACAAGUACCAGCCCCGUGUUCAUGUCAUCCGCAAGGAUUUUAGCAGUGAUCUUUCUCCUACAAAGCCAGUUCCUUCAGGAGAUGGGGUGAAAACCUUCAACUUCCCUGAGACUGUCUUCACCACAGUGACAGCCUACCAAAACCAACAGAUCACCAGAUUAAAAAUUGACAGAAACCCCUUUGCUAAAGGUUUCAGAGAUUCUGGGAGAAACAGGACAGGGCUGGAGGCCAUCAUGGAGACCUAUGCCUUCUGGAGGCCCCCCGUGCGCACCCUCACCUUUGAAGACUUCACUACCAUGCAGAAGCAGCAAGGAGGCAGCACAGGCACCUCCCCGACCACCUCCAGCACGGGGACCCCCUCGCCCUCUGCUUCCUCUCACCUCCUCUCUCCAUCCUGCUCUCCCCCAGCCUUUCACCUGGCCCCCAACACCUUCAACGUUGGCUGCCGGGAGAGCCAGCUCUGCAACCUCAACCUGUCUGAUUACCCGCCGUGUGCCAGGAGCAACAUGGCUGCCCUGCAGAGCUACCCGGGGCUGAGCGACAGCGGCUACAACCGGCUGCAGAGCGCGACUCCUUCUUCCCUGCCCGGCAACAGCAAGAUGGAGGCGUACAGCGGCCAGCUGGGCUCCUUCCCCAGCUCCCAGUUUCAGUAUGUCAUGCAGGCAGGCAACGCUGCCUCCACCUCCUCCUCCUCACACAUGUUUGGGGGUGGCCACAUGCAGCAGAGCUCCUACAACGCCUUCUCCCUGCACAACCCCUACAACCUCUAUGGAUACAAUUUCCCCGCUUCCCCCAGGCUGGCGGCAAGCCCGGAGAAACUCACCACCUCCCAAAGCACUUUACUCUGCUCUUCCCCAUCUGGCGGGGCCUUCGGAGAGAGGCAGUACCUUUCCACGGGGAUGGAUCACGGGAUGCACAUGAUCAGCCCUCCCUCUGGCAACCAGCAGACAGCCAACGCCUGUGACAACAGGCAGUAUGGUGCGGUUCAGGGCUCCUCCUCACAGAUGUCUGUGCACAUGGUCUAACAAGCUGU